AUGGAAUCAGGAUUGUCAACUCUGCAAGGUUAUUGUGUAUAUCCAACACCGGGCUGCUCAGUGGAAACACUACCACCAACCAAUAUUAGCGCCAGACCUAACAAUCAAGCUUCAAGACGUCAAACCAAACCAAAGCGCUUAGCGAACACCAUUUACGAAAUGGAUCGUUCAGUGUCGCAACCAAGACGCUUUUUCUCGACUGGAAGAAGCCGGUCACGUAGACGGAAUAAACAGGUACUUGUAAAGCAACAACCGUCUGGAUGGUACCAGGCUGAUCGUGUGACUAGGAACUUGUCUUUGGCUCCCAGAGUCCCGACCUAUGAACAAUCGGAAGUUACUUACAGUGUUGCGGGUGACCAAGCUCAACGGAAGCGCAGAAACAAACGAAAUCGCAAGAACCUCAAUAAAUGGCAGAAACACGGAAGAUUUCCAUCACCAUCUGUAUUUCAAUCUACUUUGGGUUUAUUGAGUGAACUUCCUUGUGCCCGACUGCACUACGACAGUUUCCGGCGGAUUUUCCCUACUUUACCGACAAGAACCAUGAAAGAACGAAAGUUUCGUUUGGAGGCAGCACAACAAUUACCGUUCGCAAAAUAUCCUGACGAGCAAGUGCGCAGUAUCUUAGACACCAGUCCAACUAAAACGGAACCAACAGUUGGCGACAACAGCCUAUACACAUGGCAGACAAAGGACGACACAACAAAGACAAAUACACAAGGUGCUUUGCCAGGUGGGCCUGAAGAAGGUGACACGCAAAUGGCUAAUGAACUAAGCGAGGUUAGCAACGAACCUGACGAAGACGAAACACAAGAUGAAGAUGAAAACGAAGAGAACGAAGAGUAUGAGGGCGACGAACGACGGAUCGACGUUGUUCUUGAGGUUACUCGAAAAACGGAUACGACAAACACAGUCAGUGAACAUGUUCAAAACGACGAAAAUUUGGCCUCCGAAAAUCAGGUGGACUCAACAACUGCUGUAACGAAGUCAUCAAACAUGGCACCGGAAGAAUUCCUGUCGGUGAUGGAGACAGUGAGCAAGUUGAACGAUGACUUAGGGCUCACAAUGCCCAGAAGACAAUUCGAUGAAGAAUCACUACCUUUCAUUGACAUCGGUCAAGAACCGGAUGCCUUAGACCUGGCACCACUUGCUACCUACGUUGAAGUACCCAUACAGGCCAAAGCAACGCCACAGAAUUCUCCGGUGAGACGGGAAAUGGCAUCUUUGCGAAGGUUGACGACCAAUAACGUUGACGAACAAAUGCGGCGCGGCAGAGGUGACAGAUCAUCACCGAAAGCAAUCAGGCUUCAGAUCUCUCCUUCUGACCCAGUUAAAUUGACUCACAAACAAAGAGAACUAACAAUCACGACAGAAAAAGUACCUAACACACCAGAGGAAACCAUACCGACUCCUCAAGCUGCGGUCAGCCUGUUCGAAUCCGCUGCCUAUAACGGUCACCAAACUUUCGGUGCAUUUUUGUGCAAUGUUUGUGGCCAGACAGCAUAUCCCGCAGAAAGGUGUGAGGCUGAUGGACAGGUCUUCCAUGUAGCUUGCUUCCGUUGCCAUCAAUGCUCAACCAUGCUUCAACGUGGGGCUUGGAACCAACGUGGAUCGCACUACUUCUGUAAUCCUUGUCACCGCCGGAUUGCAUUGCAGACACUGCGUCAUUAA
Opisthorchis viverrini is the source of this 1668-nucleotide messenger RNA. RefSeq lists its product as hypothetical. Gene Ontology annotation, cellular component: actin cytoskeleton; plasma membrane. The coding region runs from base 1 to 1668 and encodes 555 amino acids. The transcript has a single exon. NCBI's taxonomy places the organism in Eukaryota, Metazoa, Platyhelminthes, Trematoda, Opisthorchiida, Opisthorchiidae. Gene Ontology annotation, biological process: actin filament bundle assembly. The record is from RefSeq and is a predicted model, not a curated record. Gene Ontology annotation, molecular function: actin filament binding.